AUGUCCAAGGAUGCACUUCGGUGGGCCGCCAGGGGCAUUGACGCCCGAUUAAAGGCUGACAGGAUGCAAACAAUGUGUCAUGGCGACCCAAAAGGCGCGAACAUCAUGUGGGAUGAUGAGGCAGGAGUCUCCUUCUAUGACUUCCAGUGGUUUGGCAAAGCUCCGCCCACAAAGGACCUGGCCUAUUUCUUUGGUGUGGCUGCUGGUGGCCUUUCUUCAGAGGAGUCAGAGAGGGAACUGCUUCGCUACUACCAUGGAGAGCUUUCCAAGCUGUUAGUAGCCCGGAUGCAUUGUGUGGAGUUAGGAUGUAGGGCGCAGAGAGUAGAGUCAAAAUUCAAACGGAUGCUCAGCCCUAAACCCUAA
Symbiodinium pilosum is the source of this 363-nucleotide messenger RNA. NCBI's taxonomy places the organism in Eukaryota, Dinophyceae, Suessiales, Symbiodiniaceae. The record is from the annotation of a GenBank genome assembly.